UUAAUUUAAUUUUAUUUAUCAUAAACAAACAGUAAAGGGUUUUUGAAGCCGCGAGAAAUAUUCGCCGUCGCCGAUAUCGGGAAAACACGAGAAACUUGAAGCAAUCUUCCGCAACUCCUGUUUUUUCUCGUAUGUCCGUAGAGAGCGAGAGGUACAAUGGGAAUCAUAGAACAUGGAGCGGUCUCAGGUACCUUGCCGAGCAAGGAGGCCUUUGUAGUGCACUUCCCUGGAUACCCAUCAUCUAUUCCCCGAGCCAUUGAAACCCUUGGAGGAGUUCAAGGGAUUACUGAGGCAAGAGGAUCAUUUUCAAACAAGCUUGAGCUGCGUUUCAGGCCAGAGGAUCCUUAUGCACAUCCUGCGUUGGGAGAACAGCGUCCUUGCAGCGGGUUUUUGUUGAAAAUUUCUAAGCAAGAAGUCAAGAAACCUGACAGUCAGCCUGUUGUUGCCACUAGUGAUGUAAGUUUGAAGGAGGCUAGUCCAGCUCUAUGUGCAGAUAUUGUCGCUCGUGUUUCCGAUGCAUUUCACUUCGAUGGCAUGGCUGACUAUCAGCAUGUUAUUCCUAUUCACGCGGAUAUAGCGCGGCAGAAGAAGAGAAAGUGGAUGGACGUGGAUCCCCUUGCAGGAGGCAGUGAUUUGAUGGGCUUGGCUGAUGAAGAUGUUAUGAUGUUAUUGCCACAGGUCUUUGCACCCAAAGAUAUACCUGACAAUUUGGCGUUGAAACCUCCGGCAACUUCUGGCCCCAAAAAGAAAGAUGAUGCGGCGACUCAGAACUUUUAUGAGAUGGAUAUUGGGCCAGUAUUUGCAAUUGAUUUUAGCGUCAAAGAUAUCCCAAAGAAUCUAAACUGGGAAGAAUUUGUAUCUCCCAGCUCGCACCACUGGCAAUGGCAGGUAUCACUCUCUGCAUUGUUUGAAGAGCGUCCUAUUUGGACAAGAGACUCUGUUGUUCAACGAUUACUUGAUAAAGGUCUUAAAUGCACACAUCAUAUGUUAAACAGGUAUCUGCUCAGGGCUGCAUAUUAUUUCUCCAACGGUCCGUUUCUUAGGUUCUGGAUUAAAAGAGGCUAUGAUCCACGGAACGAUCCUGAGUCUCGUGUAUACCAGAGAAUGGAAUUCAGGGUUCCACCUGAGUUACGAAGUUAUUGCGAUGCUAAUGCAACUAACAAAUCAAAGCCAAGGUGGAACGACAUUUGCGCUUUUAAGUUAUUUCCUUUUAAAUGCCAAACAUUUCUGCAGUUAUUUGAACUCGACGACGAGUACAUCCAGCGAGAGAUAAGAAAGCCUCGCAAACAGACUACUUGUAGCCAUAAAACAGGAUGGUUCUCAGAAGCCUUGCUAGAUACUUUGAGACUCCGUGUGGCUGUGAGGUUUGUGUCUGUGUUUCCUGAGCCAGGCUUCGAAGAUGUAUUUAAAUCCAUUCAAGAAGAGUUUGAGAGGUCUGAAAAAAUUCAAACCUUUAAAGAGACACAUAAACCAUCUCUAGUGAAGCAUAAGGAGCCAACUAAAGGCUCUGAAGACAUGGAAAAGUUUAAAAGUACAAACGAUGAUGUUGAUGUUAUUGUUAAUGAGUAUGGAGAUGAUGAAGACCAGGAUGAAGAAGAGGAAGAAGAUGAAGAAGAACUAUAUGUGCCUACAGCAGACGAUGAGAUAUCUAUUGAUUCCCAUGGAUAUCUAGAUACUGAGAACAGCUCCAGAACGUAUCUUCAAGGCUUGUUCGAUAGCUUUCCAACGAGUGAACCUGGUUUGUAUGGAGACUUUGCUGUCGACGAUGGAGAGUUUCAGAUAUACGAAGAAGAAUCUGAUGAGGGUUUGUAUUCUAUUGAUGAUAAUGAUGGCGAGGAAGAAGAAGAUGACGAUGAUGAUGAUGCGUGAAGAUCAGUUCACACCACCGGGUAAAGUAGGUUUUGUUCUAACGAAUCUUCGUCCAGAAAUGACUUCACAAGGCCUCUUGCUUGCAAGUUUCAACACAAAGCUACAAUUUGACAAUCUGUUUUCUUUUCUUUGUUCUUUUUUUUUUUUUGCUUCUCCAGGAAACAAAAUAGUUUUAAGUUUCUUUUUGAGAAUUCGGCCAAAAAAAACCUUAACUUUGCACGAA
This is a messenger RNA of Brassica napus (rape), 2092 nucleotides long. Its product is annotated as general transcription factor 3C polypeptide 5. Gene Ontology annotation, biological process: transcription initiation at RNA polymerase III promoter. The record is from RefSeq and is a predicted model, not a curated record. The transcript is spliced from 16 exons. NCBI's taxonomy places the organism in Eukaryota, Viridiplantae, Streptophyta, Magnoliopsida, Brassicales, Brassicaceae. Gene Ontology annotation, cellular component: transcription factor TFIIIC complex. The coding region runs from base 157 to 1869 and encodes 570 amino acids.